Sclerotinia sclerotiorum 1980 UF-70 is the source of this 774-nucleotide messenger RNA. RefSeq lists its product as hypothetical. Bases 1 to 774 code for a protein of 257 amino acids. Lineage: Eukaryota; Fungi; Ascomycota; Leotiomycetes; Helotiales; Sclerotiniaceae. Gene Ontology annotation, cellular component: U1 snRNP. Gene Ontology annotation, molecular function: U1 snRNA binding. The record is from RefSeq and is a predicted model, not a curated record. The transcript has 3 exons. Gene Ontology annotation, biological process: mRNA splicing, via spliceosome.
AUGUCUACCACCAAUCUACCCAGUGGCUCACCACCACCCAACGCUACACUCUACAUCAACAACCUCGAAGAAACCGUCAAAAUCCCCGCGCUGAUCGAAGCGCUCACAGAACUCUUCUCGGAAUACGGCACGAUUCUCGAAAUCAUCGCAAAGACGAAUUUAAAAGCUAAAGGCCAGGCUUUUAUCGUUUUUGAAAAUGUAGAAAGUGCUACGAAAGCUAUAGAGGAUAUUCAGGGUUUUGAGCUCUUUGGAAAGGAAAUGCGGAUUGCCUAUGCGAAGACGAGGAGUGAUGCUAGUGUGAAGAGGGAGGGGGGCGAGGAGGAAUAUGAGACUCAUAAGAGGAGGAGGUUGGCGGAGAAGGACAAGAAAAAGGCCGCGGAGCUCGCAUCAAGCAAUACGCUGAAACGACCCAGUGCGGGAGCACCGCUCGCCAACCCUGCAGAUCUCGCAGCGAGACCUAUCAAAGCUACCAGAGGAGCUGGACUCAAAUCUUCCAAUCCUGCUGCUGCAGCUGUCGUGCCUGAUGAGUACUUACCUCCUAACAAGAUUCUUUUCGUGCAAAAUCUACCUGAAGAGUAUGAUGUUGAUAUGUUGACGAGUAUCUUUGGACGAUUUGAGGGCUUUAGGGAGGUGCGAUUGGUGCCGGGAAGAAAGGGUAUUGCGUUCGUUGAGUAUGAGACUGAGACGGGAAGUAUUGGAGCUAAGGAGAAUACGGCGGGCAUGACGUUGGGUGAUGAGCAGAAGGUUAUUAAGGUCACUUAUCAAAGACAGUAA